AUGACAAAGAAUGGUCCCGACUACGAGGCCGCCGUGCAGCUCAACGAAUUCCGAGAUCAGGAGGAAGCCAAAGUUCGAGCCCAUUAUCUGGACUGGGACCGGCACAUCUAUAAUCCAAUUGCAACGCAGGCUUUCCGACAUCUCAACCCUCGGGUUGAGAAACGCGUGUGCUUCAACCUGGAUUCGCCGUUCCAUCUUGCGGUAGAUGCUUCCAAGGAUCCUGCGAAGCGACAGCUGCUGCAGAAUCAUCGCGAACGGAGCUUCCAGAAAGAGUGCCAGGAGCUUCUCAGUUCUGCGCCCAUAAUUCCGGACCCUGUGGAUAAGAGGAGAGCAUUGGGUUCCGACUGUUUGCCCAAGUCGGUUAGCCGAGCCAUCUUGGAGCCUGACGUAUGGGGGCACUAUGCCACUUCGGUCUUUGGCCACUUUAUCGAGACCUGUGAUCCCCGAGGAACCUGCAGGAGAAUGAAAUUCGGUGGACCGAACCGGCACAUUCCCGAUGAGACAGAUAGUGCUGCCGCAGGCACCCGCGUCAGUCGCGCUCGCGGUUUCGGAGACAAAGGCGUGCUUCGCGAUGAGGUCGCCAUGGGUGAGACACGCGAUUUCCGCGAUGGCAGUGGUGCUGGCAGUGCUGCCCCAGCCCAGGACCACUUUGGCUUCCAGAGUGGGAAAGCAAUUGCUCUCCGGGUAGUUUUUAAUUUGCGAUUACGGAGCGUUAGUGGCAAGCGCUUGCGAACAGCUCCAAAAACGCUUCAUCUCUCGACAGUCCCUCUCGAUUAUUGGGUCCAGGAAGUGCGAUCCAAGCAGCUGAACGAGCUAACGGACGGGCGCUGGAGUUACGACUUGGAGGCCGAUCGCUUUGAGCCCAAGGGCGCGUUUGAGUGCCCCGGCGACUCGCGCAUCCAAGUGGGUUUCAGUGGUCCCGUGGUCCUCGAAAGGUUUCAGAAAGAGCCAUCCAUGCUGCAGUUGUGGAAUGGCACCUCUGGAGAUGGAGUUCCUGUCAGUGAGAUUGCGCCCUGUGCCGGCGAGGCACCAAAGCCUUUAUUCCUGGAGCUCGGCGAGCCGCCUGUAACUUUCGAACUGCGUUGUUUAGAGUUCAGCCUCCCGGUGAGGCUCUCCACAGGUGGAGCCUACACGGUGAGCAUGAAGCCAGGGGCCAGGAGGGCGUCAAGGAUUGAUCAGAGAAGGUUGUCGACGAGCCACGGGGAAGCAAUGGAUCACGUGGCCAGUCAGAACUGCAGCAUGUACCAAAGGGCCGAUGCCCUGCAUGGACUUCACACCGCCAUCUCCAUCACUGCUGCAAAUGGAGAGGUGAUGCAGCAUCGCCUUGAGGUGGCAAAGAAGGCCACGCUUGAAAUGAAGGUUCUUGACCUGCAGCCAGGGCGCGAGUACAAAGUUCAUGUUCGACCUUCUCUCGGUGUGCUCGACGGCCUCGGUCAGCCCUUGCAGGGCUCGGAGGUAACGCUGAAGAUGGCUCAGCUUCCAGGCCUGUUCCUGACGCCAGAGUCGCGGAAUCCGGGCCUGUGGUCUUCGAGCGUUGCUGAUCGGUUUCUGCCUUCCGAUCUGCCGGAGUUCUUCCCCCUUCUUGCACGGCGUCAUCCACUGAAGCAGCUUGGCAACGUCGAGCCAACCUCAUCCAUGCAGGCGUUUGCAUGCCCGAUUUCCUCAGCGGAAGAGCUGAGGGACUUUCUUACUUUCUACUUCUCGCCCGAGAAGGCAGUGUCGUCGAAGCAUGGCCCCUGUGCUGCCAAAGCUGCAGAACGUCCGGGUGUCCUUCUGUCCAGCGGCAAGGAUGUCCAGUUCAACCAGAUACCUGUGGAAUUCAUGCGUUCGAGGCUGCUCUUCCUCGAACUGGUCUGCAUGGGGCAAGACGCAGACAUGCGACAGUGUGGGAUGCGCAGUCCUGGAAACACAGCCCGUUUCCUGAACGCGGCGUCAUUCGAGGUCACGGUGGCCUUCGCUAGCCCACGAGAGGCGCCAUACGCGAGCGAGGAGCCUCAUGCGAUGAUCCUGACAGCGGUGCACGGCCUGAACGAUGCAAACCCAAGACAGGGCUUGGAGGUGACGGUCUGGGAAAUCCCCAGCACGCGCUGGAUGAAUGGUCAGAGUGUCCAGCCGCCUGUUAAAAGGAUCGCGACGGAGGUGACGGAUGCUCACGGCCGCUCGGCCACAUACCUGCCACAGGAGAUGCGGCAGCCCCAUGAAUAUGGCGGCAAGAAGGGCUAUGUCGUCUCUGUUCAAGACCCGAAGAGUGGCGAGAUUCUCCUCUCUGACUUGCUUCGCCUCGGGAGGAUGCCACCGCAAGUCGAAUCCCCCAGUGCAGCAUUCGCCGGUGCUCUCCGAGUUUCGCUUGCCACAGACCGGGCUGUGUAUGCACCUGGAGAUUCCGUGGCGGUGCUUGGCGUGGUUGCUGCAGUUGGCACGAUUUGUCCAGGAGGAAAGCCAGGCAACGUUUGCGCCCCCUCUGCAGUACGAAAUGAGCCGAGCCUUUCGUGUCGUUUGGCUAUGACGGCCGCAAUGACGCCGGAGGUGUGGGAUCAGCUGAAGCAUCUUCGAGAGGAUCGGGAGAAGCUCAAGGAGGCGGCCGAGAGCGCGCUGCAGGAUGGAGACGAGGGAGGCUUCGAGUUCCAGAACAUGCUCGCCUCCGAAAUCACCGAGAAGAUCGAAGAGCUCGAGGGCAAAUACGGCACCCAGCCGCCCUUGCCGGGAGCCAGAAACGAGCCCUCGCAGGUCCCGCAGGUUGGCAAGUUGCCGCUGCCCCCUCCGCCUCCGGCGCCGGUGGCCUCCGUGGCUUUGGCCAAGCUGCCGGGCAUGCCCGGCGCCCUUCCUGGUGUCGCCAAUCUACCACCGGGCCUCGCGGCGACGAUCCCGCCAGGAGUGGCGGCAAAUCUCCCUCCAGGCAUCGCUGCCAACAUUCCGCCGGGUGUCGCAAGUGCCCUGGGCAAGAUGCCGCCGGUACCGGGGGCGCCCCCGAUGCCAGGCUUGGCCCCCGGCUUUGUUGGCGUGCGGCCGCCACCCUUCCCGCUACCACCUGGCGUGAUGCCGCCGUUGCUUGGGCAGCCGGCGAAUCUCACACAGCAGCAGGCUAUGGAGUACGAAGAGACGAAGGCUCGAGACACGGCGCUGGAACCGGAGGUCAUCGAGCUUGUGCAUUACUUCAAGAUCUCGGAUCGACAUGCUCGAAUGCUCAACGAACAGCUGAAGCGGCGAAACAACACGUACGAGGAGGACAUCGCAUCCCUCUAUGAGAUCUUGAAGGGUGCCAAGAAUCCAGGAGAUCUGUUGAUGGUCUCCAUCCGGUGGAUGGAGAAGGGUGUGUUCCGCGGCACCCUGACGCCCAAUCCAGCGGUUGAAAAGGCGGCCAAAAAGUACAAGCUGGAUGCGCCUUCUGCCUGCAAGUUGGCGGAGGUGCUCGAAUGCCGGGAAGACCCAGAUGCCGAUCUCAGGAAGCUCUGUGAUCACCUAGCAGCCUCAAACAAACCCUCAUCCUUGGUCAUGCAGAUGUUGCGAGAUAUCAAAGCUGGCAAGCCCGUGGAGGCGUGCACCCGUGCCCCAGCCAUCGGAAGCUAUCUGCACAAGAAGGAGACGGCGACGAAGCAAAACUCGAAGGGCGGCCGCAGUAGGACGCCAACCCGGCGCAGCCCCAGCCGGGAGCGGAGACACCGCAGCCGAGAGCGGCCAAGGGGUGGCCGGAGUCGCAGCCGAGGCGGAGGCGGCCGCGGCGGAGAGCGAGGCGGAGAACGUGGCGCCCACCGCGGUGACCGCGGGGAUCGCGGGGGUCCGGAGGAGAAUGGCCGUGGCCGGCAGCGACACCUGGCCAUACUCCGCACGCUGUGUGCAGAUGCUUCGGGCUUGCUUGUGCUGCAAGAAGUUUCCGAAGAUGAACUAUAA
This is a messenger RNA of Symbiodinium sp. CCMP2592, 3888 nucleotides long. NCBI's taxonomy places the organism in Eukaryota, Dinophyceae, Suessiales, Symbiodiniaceae. The record is from the annotation of a GenBank genome assembly.